Ailuropoda melanoleuca (giant panda) is the source of this 3331-nucleotide messenger RNA. RefSeq names its product Ras association domain family member 5 (gene RASSF5). The record is from RefSeq and is a predicted model, not a curated record. The transcript is spliced from 5 exons. The coding region runs from base 214 to 1011 and encodes 265 amino acids. Gene Ontology annotation, cellular component: nucleus. Gene Ontology annotation, biological process: signal transduction. Lineage: Eukaryota; Metazoa; Chordata; Mammalia; Carnivora; Ursidae.
AGGGCGAGGGGCAGGAAAGGCGCGGGCAGGCGGGGGAGGUGUCGAGAUGGCGUUCCGCGCGCGGAGCGGAGGGGACGAAACCGCAGAUGCCGAGUGAGCCGGAGAGCGCGGCGCGCGANCCCCCCCACCCCCCACCUCUCCCUUCCCCCGGCCGCCGCGGGAGCCCGGCCGGUCACACACGCGCGCCCGCUGCCUCGCGGGGCCCCGGGCUAGAUGACGGUGGACAGCAGCAUGAGUAGUGGGUACUGCAGCCUGGAGGAGGAACUGGAGGAUUGCUUCUUCACUGCCAAGACCACCUUCUUCAGAAAUGUGCAGAGCAAACAUCCUCUGAAGAAUGUCUGUAAACCCGCCGAGGAGACGCAGCGGCCGCCCACACUGCAGGAGAUCAAGCAGAAGAUUGACAGUUACAACACCCGGGAGAAGAACUGCCUGGGCAUGAAGCUGAGUGAAGAUGGCACCUACACGGGUUUCAUCAAAGUGCAUCUGAAACUGCGGCGGCCGGUGACGGUGCCCGCUGGGAUCCGGCCCCAGUCCAUCUAUGACGCCAUCAAGGAAGUGAACCUGGCGGCCACCACGGACAAGCGGACGUCCUUCUACCUGCCGCUUGAUGCCAUCAAGCAGCUGCACAUCAGCAGCACCACCACGGUCAGCGAGGUCAUCCAGGGUCUGCUCAAGAAGUUCAUGGUCGUGGACAAUCCCCAGAAGUUUGCACUUUUUAAGCGGAUACACAAGGACGGGCAAGUGCUCUUCCAGAAACUCUCAGUUGCUGAUUGCCCUCUCUACCUGCGCUUGCUCGCCGGGCCCGACAAUGACGUCCUCAGCUUCGUGCUCAAGGAGAACGAAACAGGAGAGGUGGAAUGGGAUGCCUUCUCAAUCCCGGAGCUCCAGAACUUCCUGACGAUCCUGGAAAAGGAGGAGCAGGAUAAAAUCCAGCAAGUGCAGAAGAAGUAUGACAAGUUUAGGCAGAAACUGGAGGAGGCCUUAAGAGAGUCCCAGGGCAAACCUGGCUAACCAGUCCUGCUUCCUUUUCUCCUGGUGCCCGCGGAUUUAUUUUUAUUAUUAAUUAUUAUUUUGCAACAGACACUUUCUCUCAGAACACCUGUGGCGGGUGCAUCUGUGCCCUCUCUCCCCCGGCCAUUCCAGAUGUGGCUCGAAACCUCUGAGGGACACGCGUGCUCAUGGGCUGGGCCCCACGUGCCGCCGAGCAGCAGCAGGACGGGGGGAGAGAAGAGCUGUGGACGUGGGCAAUCCGUGAGCCCUUCGUAAGCCAACCAGCUGCCUCUCUCAUCACCAGACUGGAACCGUUCGCACCAGCCGGCAAAGGGAAGAAAGGUUUUAGAGCUCUAUGUUCUUUCUCUGGCUUCUAUUCUUCUUUGAUUUCUCUCUUAUUUGCCACCCAUAAACCUUUAUUUAUGAGUCAGAAAUUGUAGCAUAUUCUUUGAGCAGGUCUGGGCUAAGCCCCCGAAAGGAGGAUAAUGCUUGUAAGAGGACUGUCCCCCAGUGUCCCGUGGUGCCCAUUGCUCAUGCUCAAGGGAAGGCCCUAAAGCCACUGGCCCCAUAUGCUCAGGUGGGGAGCACCAAAGCUGAGGCUGGCACAGAGAUUUCCAGAGCAGCUGCAGCCGGCCUCGGCCCUCAUCGCUCAAGAGUCCGCACACAUGGAAACCCAAAGCACGUGGGAGAUGCCUUGUCACAUCUUUGUCAACAAGUGUUUGUUUUUAAGUUACCACUUCAAAGUUUCAUAUUGCCAUCAUCCUCAGGUGUUUCCAACAAAGGGAAACCAGCCAUUUACCAUUUUUAAGGUCUCUUGCUGAGUACAGAAAUCAGGCAGUGAGAGAAAGCCAAAAAGCGUUGCAGGGGAAGGUGUCCAACUUGUCCUCGACUUCCCCCAGCUAGAGAGCAGGGGAGGGCCUGGCUGCCCUGCUUUCCCGCUUGGCCUUCCGCACUGCCUCUCUCCUUCCACUGGGACACUGGGGUCUCCAGGUGCUGCCAGAGAAGCCGCCUUGGUUACAGACGGGGAACCCCCCAACUCAGCCAACUUGGAGUCCUUUGUGUUCCGCAGCCAGGGCCAGCCCAUGGCGCUGUGCUCCACGAGCCUGUGGGCUGGCCUCCGCUGACCUCAGUGCCUUUUUGUUUUCAGAGAGACAGGAGCAGGGCGCACUUGCUUGACGCUUUGCUGCUGGCUUACUCCUGCCAGGAAGGGGACUGUGGUGGUGUGGGAGGUGACGCCGGGGGAGCCCUCCCUCCGAGAAUGGGGCGAGAGUCGUAAACCUUCUCAUCGAAGGUCCCGUGCUUUGACUCCCAAUAAGUGAUGUCAAAGCACAUGGACCGGGAGUGGGGGAGAAUCAGAUCCCCAGCCUACAUCUGUACUGGCUCCUUGUUCAGGUGCAAACUGAAAAAUAAACUAGCCAAGCAUCUGAAGUAAGUGGCCAGGGCUGCCAAGACACUCCAAUGCAGAGGGAGAAGGACUUUUCACGUUCAAAGCAGGGCCGGCUUUCCAGUCCAGUCUCAGAGGUCACUUCUUCGUCGUCCUCUGCCUUCCCAGGUCCUUCUUGGGGUGGGCUGAGCCUCAGCUUCUUUGUGUAGCCUCAGAAGUCCCCUCCCCCACUCUUGCUGUGUCCACACUGCCCCUGAUCCCAUACAAACUGUGUAGUCUUCAGAGCUACAAAAGCAAGACAAGCUAGCAGCUCAAAAAGAUUCUUUAGGCCCCCAGGAACCCUGGUUUUGUGCCAUUUCAUGCUCAGCCUUAUUGCUUCCCUCCCUUAGAAAAAUCUCUCUCCCUGCUGUGUAUUAAAGGGAGCGGGUACAAAGAUCUCUCUCCCGCCGUGUAUUAAAAGGAGCGGACACAGAGAUCUCUCUCCCGCCGUGUGUUAAAGGGAGUGGGUACAGAGUCCUUUUCCUCCAUGCUGCAUGUCUUUAACAUUAAUGGAAGGCACGGCUCCUGCUGCAGCCGCUGUGAAUGCUGCUGAGAACCUCCCUCUGAUGGGGGUGGCUAUUUUAUUUUUGAGAAGGAAAAGAAAGUCAUGUACAUAUAUACAUAAAGGCAUAUAGCUAUAUAUAAAGAGAUAGGGGUGUUUAUGAAAUAAGAAAAUUAUGGGAAAAUUCUGACUUUAUCUAAAGCACAGUUAGACCCAGGACCCACGCCGAGGUCCAAGCCUCGGCGAACAGUCUGUAUAAAGUAUCCCUUCCCCCUGAGGUGGGUAUGACUGCUGGUAGUGCCUUCUAUCCUUGUGUUGCCCCGUGUGUACAUGUUUGUUUUGAGGAUAUUUUCUUUCUAAAUGUCUUUCUUAUAUGGGUUUUAAAAAAAAGUAAUAAAAGCUUGUUGCAAAAAUGA